ACCUCUACCGCCUACACUCUCUCAGGCCACCAGUCCUGUAAUGGCUACAUUUACAAUCUCUGCGAAUUUCUCACUUACCUCUAAAACCCUAACCCCACCCCUCUCUAACCUCAAACCCUCUUCCCUCAACCCCUUCCGUAACCUCCACUCGUGCUCUUCCUGGGGUUUUACGCAUCAUAAAUCAUGCCCGAUUCAGUCCAGGUCGUCGGUUCGGGCUGCAGUGGAUGCUGAUUACUCAUCGAAGAGAGGCAGCAGUGGCGAGACCAGAGAACCCAUUCUGCUCCCGGGUUGCGAUUACAAUCAUUGGCUCAUUGUUAUGGAAUUCCCCAAGGAUUCCCCUCCCACGAGGGAGCAGAUGAUUGAGACUUACCUUAACACACUUGCCACAGUCUUAGGAAGUAUGGAAGAGGCAAAAAAGAAUAUGUAUGCGUUUAGUACCACGACGUACACUGGUUUUCAGUGCACUGUUGAUGAAGCAACUUCUGAAAAAUUCAAGGGUCUGCCUGGGGUUCUCUGGGUAUUACCAGACUCAUACAUAGAUGUGAAAAACAAGGAUUAUGGAGGAGAUAAGUACAUUAAUGGAGAGAUUAUUCCUUGCACUUACCCUACUUAUCAACCAAAGCAACACGGUAGUUCAAAAUUUGAGAGCAGAAGGUACGAAAGGAGGAAAAAUGGGCCACCUUCACAACCAAGAAGUUCAAAACAAGCAGCAACACCUUCAUCAGAGUCAACAUCUGGAUAAGCUAGUAGAAAGCUGUCAUGUUUUUGGUCUCAAGGUGGAUGGAGUUUUUGGAGUUGUAUCUAUGGUGCCUUUGGCUUUUGCUUUGGUGGAAAAUGGGCGAUGAUAAUUAGGUUGAGGUUAGAAAUUAGAAAGCAUCACUUACUUAGCAAAUUCUGAAGGUGCAUAAUUUGUGUAUCUCUUGAAUGAUGAGAUUAAUAGUUCCUUAUCGAGAGAGACGAAAUUUGACUAAUAGAAUAUAGAAGGUUAUUUAA
Messenger RNA from Tripterygium wilfordii, 993 nucleotides. RefSeq names its product DAG protein, chloroplastic-like. Gene Ontology annotation, cellular component: chloroplast. Gene Ontology annotation, biological process: cytidine to uridine editing; chloroplast RNA modification. Lineage: Eukaryota; Viridiplantae; Streptophyta; Magnoliopsida; Celastrales; Celastraceae. The transcript is spliced from 5 exons. The record is from RefSeq and is a predicted model, not a curated record. The coding region runs from base 41 to 742 and encodes 233 amino acids.